AUGACAAACUCAAUUCCCCUGGGAGCUUACCUCUUUGAGCGUCUCAAACAGCUCGGCAUAGGUUCCGUCUUCGGCGUCCCCGGCGACUACAACCUCAAACUACUCGACUACGUGAAACCGGCCGGUCUGCACUGGGUCGGCAACUGCAAUGAACUCAACGCCGCAUACGCCGCAGAUGGGUACUCGCGUAUCCACGGCCUCGGCGUGGUAGUCACCACGUUUGGCGUGGGCGAGUUAUCAGCAAUCAAUGCCAUCGCGGGCGCAUUUGCUGAGCGCGCGCCUGUGAUUCACAUCGUCGGCUUACCUUCGAGGGAUACGCAGAGCGCGAGGGCUUCGGUACAUCAUACAUUCCUGGAUGGAGAGUAUGGACGGUUUGCGGCGAUGCAUGCGCAUGUUACUGCCGCGCAGGCUAUUUUGACGAGUGUGUCGACUGCGGCAGACAAGAUCGAUUGGAUCAUUGAGCAGGCUAUGAUCCAUCAGCGACCGGUUUAUCUGCAGAUUUCGGAUGAUAUGGUCCAGGUGCCUGUAUCCACGGCGAAUUUUGAGAUAAAGUCUGUGAUUAGUCCAUCGCCAUCUGCGACGGCUAUAGAUGGGGAUGUCACUAAUCAGAUCUUGGAGCGAAUUUACUCUGCUUCCAAGCCUUUGAUCCUUGUUGAUGGCGAGAGUCGAAACCUGGGUGUCGUCGAAGAGAUUGGGAGCUUGAUCGAGACCACAAAGUGGCCAACGUGGACAUCGGCAUUCGGCAAGGGCCUUGUCAACGAAGAGCUGGCCAACGUCCAUGGCGUGUAUCUCGCUGGUAAUGGCGACGAGGUUUCUCAUGAAUACUUCAAGACGGCCGAUCUUAUUUUAUUCUUUGGACCGCAUCUGAGCAACAUCAACACUGGUCUCUUCACGGCAAUUCCCAGCGAGGAUGUUACUAUCUCUUUCUCCCCCGACCAGAUCAAGAUCGACAGCAAGAUCAUCCGAGAUAUACCACCUCAACAGUUCAUCCAGAACCUUAUCAGCAAAGUCGACCCAUCACGACUUGCCAAAGUGAACAACCUAGACAUUCCUGAAAAAGCACAGCCUGAGCCUGUACCAUCUGACAGUCUCUCACAGAGUCUGUUCUACCCAUACAUAAACUCCAUGUUCCGUCGCGGCGAUACAGUCUUGACGGAAACGGGUACAGCUGCAGAGGGCGGAAAAGUCAUAAAACUCCCCCAAGGUUGUCGUCUCUUUACAGCUGUAACGUGGUUGUCAAUUGGAUACAUGCUACCCGCCACUCUGGGAGCAGCUCUCGCGCAGCGCGACGGUGCACGAAAAGGUACAGACCGCACAAUUCUCUUCAUCGGUGAUGGGAGUCUGCAAAUGACGGCCCAGGAGAUCAGCAUCAUGGUCAAAGAAAAGCUCAACGUCAUCAUUUUUGUUAUUAAUAAUAAUGGGUACACCAUCGAGCGGGUCAUUCACGGUCGGGCUGCGGAUUACAAUGACAUCGCACCGUGGAACCACAAACAUGCGCUUGGGCUGUUUGGACAUAGCGACGAAGAGGCUGCACGUCGAUAUUUCUCUGCACAAACAUGGGAAGAGUUACAAAACGCUCUAGACUCACAGGUUAUACAGAGCGAUGAUGGAGUCAAGAUGAUUGAAGUGUUUAUGGGUCAGGAGGACUGCACUGGAGUAUUAAAAGGGCUGCUCAAUAGCCAAAUCGCUCGAGAAAAAGCAUCACAAUAG
Fusarium sp. VM40 is the source of this 1710-nucleotide messenger RNA. Lineage: Eukaryota; Fungi; Ascomycota; Sordariomycetes; Hypocreales; Nectriaceae. The record is from the annotation of a GenBank genome assembly.